Ichthyophthirius multifiliis is the source of this 885-nucleotide messenger RNA. Its product is annotated as rRNA methyltransferase 1, putative. Lineage: Eukaryota; Ciliophora; Oligohymenophorea; Hymenostomatida. The record is from RefSeq and is a predicted model, not a curated record. The transcript has 3 exons. Gene Ontology annotation, biological process: rRNA methylation. Gene Ontology annotation, molecular function: RNA methyltransferase activity; RNA binding.
AUGAUAUUUAUUAAUAAAAUAUUAUAUUAAUUCUGCAAUAACUAAUAAAAAUUGAGAUAUGGUAUUUUUUUAUUUUUUAUUUUUUAAAAAAAUGAAAUAAAAAGAAUUAAUAUAAAAUAAGAUUAUCUAUAUGGUUUAAACCCGACACAAAUAGCUUUGAAUGCUAACAAACGAAAAAUAGUCGAAUUAUCCCUUAAUGAAUCUGUAAAAUAAAACUUACCUCCUAAAAUAGCAAAUAUAAUAAAUAUAGCUUAAUAAAAAGAAAUUCCAAUAAAUUAUAUGAAAAGAGAUAAAUUGGAUAAAUUAGUAAAACAUUAACCACAUUAAAAUGUAAUUAUAAAAUGUGAGCCUCUAAAAUAUAUUAGGAUAAAUUCAAGCGAUAUUUUUUAGGGAAAAAUAAUUGUAUUUCUAGACCAAAUAACUGAUCCUUAGAAUUUCGGGGCUAUUUUAAGAACUUGCUUUUAUUUAGGAGUCGAUAAUGUAGUAGUAGAGGAAAGUAAGAGAUGUCCUUUAAAUUCUACCGUGUCAAAAACUAGUAGUGGGGCAAUGGAAUUAAUGGAUAUUUUUUGUACUUCGAAUUCAGUAGAAUUUAUUAAAGAAUGUUAAAAAUUAAAAUGGAAAGUGUUUGCUUGUGGGGUUAAUUUUGGAUAAAAUAAUAAAUAAAUUUCUUUAGAUAAAUUAAAAUUAAAUAUUGUUAUUAUUUUAGGAAGUGAAGGUAGUGGAGUUAAUAAAGAAUUAUCAAAUUAAGCAGAUAAAAUUUUAUAUAUUAAUUAAAGCAUUUAUUUUGAAAAACCUAUUGUUUUUCCGAAUACUUUGGUUGAUUCUUUAAAUGUGAAUUCAGCAGCAUCUAUUAUAAUCGAAAAUAUUAAAAGGCAAAUGUUUUGA